Saccostrea cuccullata (small rock oyster) is the source of this 1797-nucleotide messenger RNA. RefSeq names its product solute carrier family 35 member F5-like. The transcript is spliced from 14 exons. NCBI's taxonomy places the organism in Eukaryota, Metazoa, Mollusca, Bivalvia, Ostreida, Ostreidae. Gene Ontology annotation, cellular component: membrane. The record is from RefSeq and is a predicted model, not a curated record. The coding region runs from base 122 to 1510 and encodes 462 amino acids.
CCUUCAUUUCCUUUAUGUUGUCAUUUGGCAGAAAGAAAAUGGAAUAUAUUCUAUUGCAUCUGAUUUAGGGUUAUGAUUGGCCAAUGCAAAAUGGAGUAAGUUGAAGCACUGAACUAGGAAGAUGUUUGGCCUAAAUGGCCUGAGUAAGGUGAAGAGGUUGAUUCUGGGAAUUUUUGUCCUGCUUAUUGUAGAUUUAAUUUGGGUUGCAUCUUCAGAAGUGACUGAGUAUAUAUUCAAAGACACUCACUAUGACAAACCAUUCUUCACUACUUAUAUCAAGACCAGCAUGUUUAGCAUUUAUCUCCUUGGAUUUAUAUUCUUUGAGCCAUGGAGAAUGCAGUGCAGAAAAUCCAGCACAAUGAAUUCGACUUUGACAAUCAAUAACGGUGAAGAUGAAAGGGAACACAACACACAGGAUCCCCUGAGUGAACCCCAGUAUGUUCCAGCAAAAUUCGAUGACAAAGCCAGUGGAACAGAAUCAGAUGAUUCUACCUCAUUAAAUCGUUCUGUGAGAUUUAGCAAGGUGAAUGAAGUCCGACAACUCUCAGAAACUUACGCUGAAGACGCUGUGAUAGCCCGGCUGUCUUAUUCUGCGUCAUUGCGGGCAGAAGAAUCUCGUUUACGUGCCAUGUCCAAGCUCACUGUAAAACAAGUAGCUAAACUGGCACUGUUGUUUUGUGUGUUGUGGUUUGUGGGGAAUUUUUCAUACCAGGAGGCCCUGAGGGACACUGAGGCGGGCAUUGUGAAUGUCCUGUCCUCAACCUCGGGACUUUUUACCCUCAUCUGUGCAGCUCUGUACCCCAGCUCCAGUGCCGACAGAUUCACCCUCUCCAAACUAUUUGCAGUUUUUCUCAGUAUUGGAGGAAUAGUGAUGGUCAGUGUAGCUGAUCUUUCAUUUGAGGACAAGAUUCCUGUGGGGGCAUUGUGGGCUCUUUGUGGCUCCAUGUUGUAUGCUCUCUAUCUUGUUUCCCUUCGGCGGCGAGUCGACCAUGAAGAUAAACUGGACAUCACCAUGUUCUUUGGUUUUGUUGGACUGCUCUGCGUUCUCCUUUUGUGGCCGGGAUUUUUCAUUCUUCACUUCAGCGGGACUGAAGUCUUUACUCUGCCCAAUUCUCGCCAGUGGUUGUUCAUAACUAUCAAUGGUUUGAUUGGAACAGUAUUGUCAGAAGUUUUAUGGCUUUGGGGAUGUUUCUUGACCUCCUCCCUGAUUGCAACUCUUGCUCUAAGCUUGACCAUUCCUUUAACCAUGUUGGCUGAUGUACUAUGGAAAGGGGUGACAUACAACUGGUUGUUUUAUGUGGGUUCUGUUCCCGUAUUCCUGGCAUUUUUCGCCGUCAGUCUUCUGACGCAUUAUGAAACAUGGGACCCCGUUUUACUGUGCUUCAAGAAGGUCCUACAUUGCUUCUGUCGACGAAGAUUGCUGCCCAGAGCUGGGAGCAAUUGCGUUCAAAUUAGGGUACGAGAAAUGGACAGGGAACAGAGCGAGAGUCUAAUAGAAGGCAGUUCCUGAUUGGUGUUACCCCACAACCUGUGAUCUGGUCAUUUUGUUUUUUACUGUCUUGUUAUGCUUGUUUAUGACUAAUACUUGUUAAUUUAAUACUAAAAAAAAAAAGAUAUUUUCGUUAGUCAAUGCAAAUAUUUUAAUAAUUUUAUCUUGUUUUUUUUGAGGGGGAGGGAUCUUUUUACAAAUCUUUUCUUUAGAAAGUUUUAAAAAAUAUUAAAAAAAAGUAGCAAUUGAUCAGAUCAAUUAUAAAUAUACAGUUCAACUUUGGUAUCUUGAAGUCAGAUGUCUCGAAU